CUUUCUUCUCAAAAAAAUAAAAAUAAAACCUGGACUUUACCUUUCCCAUGUGCCCGUCUUCCUCAAGCUCUGAAUUUCUAAAACCCCCUUUGCAGAUUAUUACUUCGAUUUUAGUUCUGCGCAUAAAAUUGAAAUAAAAAUGGGAUCUUUGAAGUUGGUUAUGGCAUUAAUUCCAUUAAUUUUGCUGUUCUCUGUUUGCGAAGCAGAGCAGAAGCUGAGCACUAAAGAAUGUGAGAAUCUAGGGUUUACGGGCCUCGCCCUUUGCUCCGAUUGUCACACAUUUGCUGAAUAUAUCAAAGAUCAAGAGCUGGUGUCUGAUUGUCUGAAGUGUUGUUCCGAGGAUUCAGAUGAUGCCACAAGCAAGGUUAUAUAUUCUGGUGCUAUUUUAGAGGUGUGCAUGAGGAAACUGGUGUUUUAUCCCGAGCUAGUUGGCUUCAUCGAGGAAGAGAAGGAUAAAUUCCCUUCGGUCAAAGUUCAGUACGCUUUCAAUUCUCCACCCAAGUUGAUCAUGUUGGAUGACGACGCACAGCCUAAGGAAACCAUUAGAGUUGAUAACUGGAAACGAGAGCACAUUCUACAAUUCCUCAAGGAGAAAGUGAAGCCGGCCUCGGAUUCCUAAUGCUCGACUGAUCGGCUGCUAAGUUUCACGUCGACAACCGGUGAAUUAAGGUUAUAGGUGUUAGUGAAUAUUGUUUUAUGAUAAUUAAGUUUUUGAAUGGCUUUAGCUAUUCCUAACCUAUGACAUCAUGCAAUGUAGAUUUAUUUUGCUUCAAGUUAAACACAAAUUUUAUUACGAAGAUAAUCAAUAAUAGUUCCACAUUUACUCUA
This is a messenger RNA of Salvia splendens (bonfire salvia), 828 nucleotides long. RefSeq names its product selenoprotein F-like. Lineage: Eukaryota; Viridiplantae; Streptophyta; Magnoliopsida; Lamiales; Lamiaceae. Gene Ontology annotation, molecular function: oxidoreductase activity. The coding region runs from base 140 to 619 and encodes 159 amino acids. The transcript is spliced from 4 exons. The record is from RefSeq and is a predicted model, not a curated record. Gene Ontology annotation, cellular component: endoplasmic reticulum lumen.